Paramacrobiotus metropolitanus is the source of this 1516-nucleotide messenger RNA. RefSeq names its product BTB/POZ domain-containing protein 2-like. Gene Ontology annotation, molecular function: protein binding. The transcript has 6 exons. Lineage: Eukaryota; Metazoa; Tardigrada; Eutardigrada; Parachela; Macrobiotidae. The record is from RefSeq and is a predicted model, not a curated record. The coding region runs from base 170 to 1252 and encodes 360 amino acids.
CAUGCUUCGUUCGACGUUCUAAUAGUGAUCAGAGUGACAGAGUCAUGAUUCAUCAGACCGUUCAGACUCUCAUCUCGUUCUUUGCAGUUUGCACAUUCCAGUUUUUGACUUUCCUUGACAUUGUACAAGAUCUGCAUUGCCACCUUUGCUCCUUUGCCCGUACAGCAUUAUGACUGAGCAUUUCGCAUCCUCUGUUGCGCGUCCCGUCGCGGGAUUCCACGAUGUGUGGAAGCAGCUGUUGGUCAGCGGAGAGAAGAGCGACGUGCGGUUCGCUGUCGGACGUGAAAGUGGCGAGGCGAAGAUCUUUGCCGCGCACAAGUUCCUGUUAAGUGUGCGCAGCGACGUGUUCGACCGUAUGUUCAACGGAGACCUGCGAGAAAACACGGCGCAACCCAUCGACAUCCCGGAGAUUCGGCCGGCAGCGUUUGCUGCCAUGCUGAGUUUCGUGUACACGGGCACGGUGGACGCCGUGGAGGGCCUGCCCGAGCCGUGUUCGCUGUCGGGCGUGGACAGCGUGUUCGAGGUGCUGUACUGCGCCGACAAGUACAAUCUGAAAGAGUUGACGAAAUUAGCGCUCCAUGUCGUUUUCCGUCGCCUGGACCAUGACACCUGCCUGGAUUAUUUGGAAAAUGCGCAGCGUUGUGGGAUGGAGAGUUGUGCGCGGGUGGUGCAAAAGUGUCUGAACUGGGUGGACUGCUUCACGGACGUCAUCCUGGCUGCGGAGCGUUUCUGCGCCGUCAGCCGGGACACACUGCUACGCAUUCUGCAGCGCGGCAGUUUGCGCGUGGAGGAGAACGCCGUCUACUUGGCCGCCGAGAAAUGGGCGAAAGCGGCGUGCCUGCGCGAUGAUGUGGAUGCGUCGCCGGAUAGUUGUCGCGCGCAGCUGGACGAGGCGCUCUUCCUCAUCCGCUUCCCCCUCAUGACCGAUGCGCAGCUGACGGACGGACCUGUCAAGAGCGGUUUGCUGCUGCCCAGUGAAAUCGUGGACCUGUACACGUACAGGCACGCCGCGCUGCGCCCGCCGCUGCCCUUCCCCACGGAGCCGCGCGCCGGCGGCGCCCAGCGGAAGCGAGCGGCGUCGACGAUGUCGGACAGCGCAUGGGCCGGAGCGCCGCCGACCCGGAUCCGCUGCGCCGUGGAGCCCCCGGCCGGCAGUCUGCGCCUCAUGCCGCCCGCGGCCGCGGCCCGCCAGGUGCGGGAGCGGGGGCGGGGGCGGGGGCGUGGGCGGCCGGCCGAACGCCAUCCCCCCUAACCGCAUCCGGCGUCGGACGCCUCUUUCCCUCUGCACGCGUGCCGCCGGCCGGUGUCAUGCGUCCCGGCACUGCACUGUUUUCGGAUGUUUCUUAGGUUUUCUUACAGCGUGACCACCGUCAGUCAGUUCGUAACACGUGCAUGUUGGUUGUGAAUGUGAAGCGAAUGUAUGUUGCUUGCGAAUGUAUUUUGCUUGUAUUGAUCGCGGUUAAGCACGUGUGCUGUGCAUGAGCGAACCACAUGCAUAUUCAUCGGCAUAUCGUGU